UUCGAAGUUUCCCUCUCUUCUAUAUGCACUUUCCUCUCAAUUGAAAGUACUGUCAAUCUCCACGGAGAUCCUGAUGCAGGUAUCACAGUAAGCUGCUCUUCUCACAGGUCAAUUACUUAUCUUUCUUCUGCUAUUUGAACUAGAGAGAGAGAGAGAGAGAGAGAGAGGGAGGGAGAGACUAAAACCCUAGGUUACUUCAAGAGGAAUAUCUAGAGUCGGACUGGCCCGUGGGAAAAAAUGGGAGAUUCGACGAGAAAGAUCGACGUAGAGAAGCUAAUCGCGUUCGGCGAUGACCUCGUCGAUUGUCUGAAGGAAGAAAGGGACGUCAAAAACUUGACCCAACACUUGGAGCUAUCCAAGGCUCUUCAAUCGCAUUGCGAUGCCGAUUCCAAAGCUGUUCGUAAUUUGCUUCAAGAUUAUCGGAAAAAGAUAGAUUUAUGCAAGAAAAAGGCAGAUGAUGCAAAAUCUGAAGCUGUUGCGGAUGUGGCAAUGGAUUUUCUUCAGAAAGAGUUGGAAGAGGAACUUCAGAGAGAGCAUUUUCUUAGGGAGGAACUUAGAGUUAUUACAAAUGAAAUUGGCGAUCUAGAGCAUCAAGGAGUUUCUGUUGAAGAACGGAGGCAGCUUGUGAAAAAGCUUGAGCAAGAGGAGCUGAGGACACAGAUGAAGCUUUCAAUGUAUGCUUCUGUCUCAAGUAUAAUACCAAACUUGGAGGAUCAUUCCAAAAUAUCAGGCCAUGUCGUACAAAGAGAUAAAAAGGUGGUUGAUAUGUUUGAAUUUGACCCUUUGAAGGCAACUGCCUUUGAUUACUGUAACAGCAUAUGGAAGAUGGUCGGCCUGUGAGACACUUCAAAAAUUCUUCCCUUUCCAAGGCAUGCGUAAUGGGUUUUAUGAGUAUGUUAUUAUUGUAGUGUUCUGUAGUUGUAUUGAACUGGAACAUUUUUGUUUCCCGCAUUUCCAAUCGUUAAUCCAUGUGAUUUGUAAUACUUGUUGCCUUAAAUCACGCACAAGUUUCUGGCUCUAGAAGGGCAACUACAUUAGCUUUAAUGGAUUAGCUGUUUGAUCCUUUAAA
This is a messenger RNA of Rhododendron vialii, 1069 nucleotides long. RefSeq names its product kinetochore protein SPC24 homolog. Gene Ontology annotation, biological process: regulation of chromosome segregation. NCBI's taxonomy places the organism in Eukaryota, Viridiplantae, Streptophyta, Magnoliopsida, Ericales, Ericaceae. The transcript is spliced from 5 exons. Bases 238 to 840 code for a protein of 200 amino acids. The record is from RefSeq and is a predicted model, not a curated record.